This is a messenger RNA of Gryllus bimaculatus (two-spotted cricket), 414 nucleotides long. The record is from the annotation of a GenBank genome assembly. Lineage: Eukaryota; Metazoa; Arthropoda; Insecta; Orthoptera; Gryllidae.
CUUCUAUUACUUCAAGAAUCUUGGAAGGAGCUAUUUCUAUUGCACUUAGCACAAUGGUCCAUUCCUUGGGAUCUCUCUGGCCUUUUUGGGUGUAGUAAAGCUCGAGACCGUCUGCCUCAGGACGACCAUACCAACAACGAAAUCAAAACUAUUCAGGAAAUUCUGAGCAGAUUUCGACAACUUUCCCCAGACGGAAGUGAGUGUGGCUGCAUGAAAGCAGUCGUCCUCUUCACACCAGAGACGGCGGGGCUGUGCGACGUGCAGCCGGUGGAGAUGCUCCAGGACCAGGCGCAGUGCAUCCUGGGCGACUACGUGCGCAGCCGCUACCCGCGCCAGCCCACGCGCUUCGGCCGCCUGCUGCUGCUGCUGCCCAGCCUGCGCGCCGUGCGCCAGGCCACGGUGGAGCAGCUCUUC